Messenger RNA from Exophiala viscosa, 559 nucleotides. RefSeq lists its product as uncharacterized. NCBI's taxonomy places the organism in Eukaryota, Fungi, Ascomycota, Eurotiomycetes, Chaetothyriales, Herpotrichiellaceae. Bases 144 to 521 code for a protein of 125 amino acids. The transcript has a single exon. The record is from RefSeq and is a predicted model, not a curated record.
UGGUCGCAUCACAGGGCGCGCACAGAGAUCUGCAACGAUCCGAUUUAACGGUGUUGCGACAGUCGCAAGACACCAGGAUAUGCGAAUGAUCGCAUAACAAACUCUUCUAUCACCUUUAAAACCACCACAAAUCCCUUAUCAAUAUGCGCCUGAUCACCGCUAUCGCCACAUUUCUGCUGGCUCUGACAGUAGCCGCGUCUGGCUCCUGGUCUUCGGAGGAAUGGGGGACGACCACCAUAACACUUACAUCCUCUAUGUCAAAGACCUUGACCAUCACCAAGACGUUGGCAUUCGCGAAUGCGACCACAAGUAGCAGCACCUAUUCUUCUCAGUAUACUGGGUGGAAUGCUACGGCAACCACUAUCAACAAGGCUACGUUAACAACAGCCUCGGCGAGUUACUACUCUGCCAGUCCUUCAAUCGCUUCGGUGACUGCCACUGGUGCAGGAAGUGUGCAAGAAGUCAACCUUGCCGUGGCUGCUCUUGCCGGUGCUGCUGCCAUGUUCUGGGCCUCGUCAUGACCAAACUCAUCCUGACCACCUCUCGACAAGCGAAACUC